Molecule: messenger RNA, 816 nt
Organism: Trypanosoma conorhini
Lineage: Eukaryota; Euglenozoa; Kinetoplastea; Trypanosomatida; Trypanosomatidae
Exons: 1
Coding region: 1-816 (271 amino acids)
Source: RefSeq, a predicted model, not a curated record
AUGACAACAAUUUACGAGGCCGUCGAAGCCUCCACGCUGCAGGAGAGGUGUCGAAUAGACCUGCUGGACUCCGCCGUGCAGCUGGCCCGCCACUGCGACACACUGCCAAAGAAGUGCGUGACGGCGGAGGCGCCGAACCUGCCGUCGUGCACGUUUGCCACAACCUUCUCGCGCUCGGCGAAGACGCGGCAGAGCCAAGACGAGUCAGCGGUGCAGAGGUACAUGUCUGAAAAGGAGGCGACACGCGAGCGCACGCUGCAGGCCCCUGACACCACGUACUUUAAAAAACACAGUCCGAAGUUUGAGGGGGCACUCCCCCGGUCGGAACCGUUUCGCGAGACACGCGAUCGCAAUGAGUUGGCGGGACGGGAAAAGGAUUUUGUGCAUCGCUAUGCAGAGGCAGCGGCGAAAUCAUCGCUUGAGCGGGAGGUUGAGGACAAUGUGCCGACGCGGUGCGCAACAGAGGCCUACACGAAGGCGUUUCGCGCGUACAAGGGACGGGACCCCACCAAGAAGGAGCUGGAGGAGGUCGAAAGACUGUGGUUCGCCGUGGAUGAGGACGGCACAGUGGGCGUCAUCCAAAAACCCCACUUUUACGGCCCACACUCGCAUGUGUCUAUUUGCAAUCGUCGCCCGGUAAGUUGCACGAAUCAGGUGUACAAGGCAGAGCUUCCGCCUGUGCGUGGGGCGCGGACUCGCUUUCCCGGCCCUAUUCCUGUAUGGUCCUCGACACAGAACACAUACACGUUGGUUGCCGGUGACACUUAUGUCCCGGGCCUACAUAACGUCAGCAAGUUCGGGACAGCUACAUCUUAG